Molecule: messenger RNA, 303 nt
Organism: Phycomyces blakesleeanus NRRL 1555(-)
Lineage: Eukaryota; Fungi; Mucoromycota; Mucoromycetes; Mucorales; Phycomycetaceae
Exons: 2
Biological process (GO): RNA processing; spliceosomal snRNP assembly
Cellular component (GO): SMN-Sm protein complex; U5 snRNP; U4 snRNP
Molecular function (GO): RNA binding
Source: RefSeq, a predicted model, not a curated record
AUGUCAAUUGGUGUUCCCAUCAAACUUCUUCAUGAGGCUCAGGGCCAUAUUAUAUCGUUGGAACUCAAGACAGGUGAACUGUACAGAGGCCAAUUAUUGGAAGCUGAAGAUAAUAUGAAUAUACAGCUCAGAGGUCUCACUGUGACAGGGCGUGAUGGUAGAGUAAAACAAUUGGAUCAAGUCUACAUUCGUGGAGCACAUGUCCGAUUCAUUAUUGUUCCCGACAUGUUGAAGAAUGCACCAAUGUUUAAGAGAGUAGGACCGGGUGCGCUUAAGGGUAGAGGUAUUGGUUUAGGUAGAGGA